Messenger RNA from Vigna angularis (adzuki bean), 726 nucleotides. Its product is annotated as photosystem II reaction center PSB28 protein, chloroplastic. Gene Ontology annotation, biological process: photosynthesis. Gene Ontology annotation, cellular component: chloroplast thylakoid membrane; photosystem II; photosystem II oxygen evolving complex. The record is from RefSeq and is a predicted model, not a curated record. The transcript is spliced from 2 exons. The coding region runs from base 57 to 596 and encodes 179 amino acids. NCBI's taxonomy places the organism in Eukaryota, Viridiplantae, Streptophyta, Magnoliopsida, Fabales, Fabaceae.
UCCCUUUAUGCUAGAGAGAGUGUUGUUGUGAACUACAUUUCUCUCUCCUUUUGGCAAUGGCAGCUCUGCACUCUCUUGCAUUGUCCUCUCCGUUCUCCAGCUCACUUCACAAACCACGCUCAUACUCAGUUCCAUGUUCAAUUGUUCAUCAAAGUAGAAACUCCUCAUUCAAUGGGCAAACUUUGCGGAUGCCAUAUUUGAGGUUACGUAUGGUAACACAAAGCAGUGCCAUGCAGAUGCCUGUUAUGAUGAUGUUGAAACCAAAGAUACAGUUCAUCCAGGGAACUGAUGAGCAAACAAUUCCUGAUGUGAGGCUGACAAAAUCAAGGGAUGGAACAAAUGGCAUGGCUAUCUUCACAUUUGAUCAACCUUCAGUUUUCGAUUCUUCAGGUGAAAUAGGUGAUAUCACUGGAUUUUACAUGAUUGAUGAAGAAGGAGUCCUUCAGUCAGUUGAUGUAAAUGCUAAAUUUGUGAAUGGUAAGCCCUCAAUAAUUGAAGCCAAGUACAUAAUGCGGAGUCCAAGGGAGUGGGAUAGAUUCAUGAGAUUCAUGGAGCGAUACUCUAAUGCAAAUGGUUUACAAUUCAUCAAAAAAUGAGUUAAUCUUUUAUUCUUUUGCCCUUUUAUGUGCAUGUAACUUCAAUUUGCAUACUGAUCAUGUCUUUUCUGGCACGAGAUUUUAUGAAAUUUUGCCUCUCCUUCAACUUGGAAAGGUCAUCAUCAUUCAA